AGACUGAAAGUGUGUGUGUGAUGCUGAUAAUGAGGAUUAAACAGGUCGUGAUGCAGUAACUCCAGCGCUUCAUCAUUAUAUCAGCUCUGGGAGAAACAGGAGGAUGAGGAGAGGCCGCAGAAAACCCGGAGGACGGGACAAAGUGUUCGGAUGUGACCUGCUGGAUCAUCUGUCCUCCAGCGCACAGGACGUUCCUCAGGUUCUGCGCAGCUGCAGUGAAUUCAUCGAGAAACACGGCAUCGUGGACGGCAUUUACAGACUGUCUGGAGUCUCAUCCAACACACAGAAGCUCAGGAGUGAGUUUGACAGCGAAGGCUCUCCGGAUCUCUAUAAGGAGGUGUAUCUGCAGGACAUUCACUGUGUCAGCUCUCUCUGCAAAGCGUAUUUCAGAGAAUUACCAAACCCUCUGCUCACAUAUGAGCUGUACGACCGCUUCGCCGAUGCAGUGGCGGUUCAGCUGGAGGACGAGAGGUUGGUGAAGAUUCGAGAAGUUCUGAAGGAUUUACCAGCUCCUCAUUACAGGACUCUGGAGUUUUUGAUGCGUCAUCUGGUCAAAAUGUCCACUUUUGCAUCUGAGACCAACAUGCAUUCCAGAAACCUGGCCAUUGUUUGGGCCCCGAACUUACUCAGAUCAAAGGACAUCGAGUCGACGGGCUUUAACGGCACCGCUGCGUUCAUGGAGGUUCGGGUUCAGUCUAUCGUGGUGGAGUUUGUUCUCACUCAUGUGCCUGAACUCUUCCCUGAAACAGGUGUAAGCACGGAGCGCCGCAAGUCUCUGCCGUCUCCUUCAAUUCUGUCCAGUCAAGACGAUCACUUCUUCAAGUCUUUACCCUUAAUUAGUUCUGGAAACCUCAGUCCUGGAGAUGGACCUAUACCCAUGAGACCCUACCACGCCAUUAUCGACGGCACUGACAAGAGAAAAGGCUCCCUCAAAGGAAGAAAAUGGAAAUCCAUCUUUAAUUUGGGCGCGAGACUCCAUGACCCACGCAAAAAGAACAAAUACUGCCCUAAAGAUAAAGAGAAGACGAGCCUCAGGCCUGCUAAGAGCAUGGAUUCGCUGAGCACAGGUACCACUGCACUCGAAGACUCGAAGCAUCCUCAAGCCGCUCUUCCUCCUCUAGUUCUGUCCUCAGCCUCUGGCAGUUCAGAGGGCGUGGCCUCAUCAGGAGGGGGCGUUGCUUCAGCAGGAGGGGGCGUGUCCAGUGGAUAUGCUGUGACGUACAGGCGAACGGGCGGAGCUCAGGUCAGUGUGGUCAAUGCAGGAAUUCCCGGCUCUUAUACUCGUCUGGACUCUAGCGGAGCCGAGGGGCCGGCGCAGGGCGUGGCCAAAUCUCCUGCCAUCAGCAGCAAAGCUGAACGGCGUGCUGGUAUGCACAUUACAGGACCGUUUUCGGUGACCGUCCCGCUUCACAUCACCUCCGGACUGGCUCUCGGGGUCCUGCACGGUGGAUGGAGCGAUAAAGAGCAAACGCAAGCUGAAGAUGAAGACGUAAAGAGCACAGACGGAGAUUCACAGAGCAAGAACUGCGAUCAAAAUGAGGUCAACAGUUCUGUGGAAACUCAGGUGGAUUCUGGGAAGGAUGUGACAGAAACUGAGGUAAAAUCAACAGAGGGCAAAGAAGCAGAGACAGAAGAUCUGAACUCAAAUCAAGAGUCUGUGAAGGAAAAUGUUGAAGAUGUAAAAGGCAAAGAGACUACAGAGGAGGAGUACAUGGACAUGAGAGGACACGUCCAGCAGACGCCGGUCAGUCCGAUUUAUUGUGAGUUUCAAGAUCAGGAGCUGGAUUUACAGGAGGCUUUCGGGUUUCUGGACUCGAUGGACAACUCUGUUUCAAACCAGCCUGAGUUCUCCGUGGAGGCUCCGUGUUUUGAAGGAGAAUAUGAGGAGGAUGAAGAUGAAGAUCAGACUGUUUUAUCUUCAGCACAGAACUGCACCGAAAACUGUGAAAAACCCAAAUCCAGCAGUCCUUCGUUCACACACAGACCACUUCCUGGAAAAUCACACAGCCUGCCUUAUAAGUCCCGCCCCUUCCUUCCGGCGCUGUCAUUAUCUUCAGAUGACGAGUAUAGUCCUGCUGAUGAUGAUGAUGAUGAUGAUGACGAAGAUGAGUCUGAUAAAGGAUCAGAAUAUGAGGACAUGUUUUGUCAGAGUCUGCCAUCCAGUCGGGAGUUUCAGAGCCUCUCGUGGGCGGGGCCUCAGACACCAUGUAGCAAACCAGAACACUUGGAUGAGAUCGCACAAUCAGUGGGCCAAUCAGAAGACAGGAUUCCGAUGGCUUUAUCAUUAACAGAUGACAGUAAAAUUGAUUCAAUAAUGACGAAUAAAGAGAGAAAUUCAGUAGAUGUGGAGAAUAAUAAACACAUGCUGAGAAGAGAAGAAUCUGCAGAAAGUGAAGAGGACACGUAUUUCGGACCAGAUUCGAUCCCAUCAUCACCAGAGCCCGAGACAAACCACAUGAGUGUUCAUGAAGAAAUCAACAGAAACUCACCGUCAGAGGAACAAACACAGAUCAAGAUCCAAAGAGAGACUGAAGAGCCAGAAUCCAGCAUGAAAACAACACUUCAAGAUGAAGAUGAAGAAGAGAGCAAGACUGAAACCAAUGAAGAUUUAGAGAGUGCACACAAUCAAAACAACACUGAGAGAAAAGAAGAUUUGGAGGAAGAUGCAAAAGAUGAAUUUAUUGAUGAUAAAGACGAACAAAAACAAGAGAAAAGCAGUCACAGUGAAGAUUUACAGCAAAAUAAUGAGGAAAAUGCAGAAGAUGAGAAUAUAGAAGAAAAACAAGAGGCUGAAAUUAACGAUGUAGAGCAGAAUAAUGAGGAAAAUGCAAAUGAUAAGGAGGAAAAACUAAAAGAAAUGAGUGAAAUGAACAAUAUAGAGCAAAAUAAUGAAGAAAACGCAGGAGAAAUACAAAAACAAAUGACUGAAAUGGACAAUUUAGGACAAAAUAAAGACGAAAAUCAAGAAAAUGCGAUGGAAAUUAAUGAUAUAGAGCAAAAUAAUGAACUUGAAAUGCAAAAUCUAAAGCUAAAUGUUGAAGAAAACACCAAAUGUGAGAAAGACGAAAAUCAAGUCACUCAAAUGAAUGAUAUAGAGCAAAAUAAUGAAGAAAAUGCAGGAGAAAAGCAAAGUCAAAUGAGUGAAAUGGACAAUUUAGGACAAAAUAAAGACGAAAAUCAAGAAAAUGUGAUGGAAAUGAAUGAUAUAGAGCAAAACAAUGAAGAAAAUGCAGAAGAAAAGCAAAGUCAAAUGAGUGAAAUGCAGGAUUUAGGGCAAAAUAAUCAACAAAACCAGGAGAACGUGACAGAAUCAGAGCAAAACGAUGAAGAAAUCGAGAAAGAAGAACAAAAACAAGAGACCGAAAUGCAAGAUAAUUAUGAAGAAAAUACAGAAGAUGAGAUAAAAGAGACUGAAUUGCAAGAUCAAGAGACCGAAAGGCAAGACGUCGAGCAAAAUAAUGAAGAAAAUGCUGAAAAUGAGAAAAAGGAGCAAAAACAAGAGACUAAAAUGCAAGAUUUAGAGCAAAGCAAUGCUGAAAAUGCAAGAGAUGAGAAAGAAAAACAAAAACAAGAGACCAAAAUGCAAGAUAGCAAUGCAGAAAAUACUGAAAAUGAAGGAAAUCAAGAGAAUGUGACAGGAACUAAUGAUAUAGUGCAAAAUAAUGAAGAAAACGAACUAAAACAAGAGAAUGAACUGCAAAACAAUGAAGAAAACACCAAAUGUGAGAAAGAAGAAAAACAAGCCACUGAAAUGAAUGAUAUAGAGCAUAAUAAUGAAGAAAAUGCAGGAGAAAAGCAAAAACAAGAGACCAAAAUGCAAGACAACAAUGCAGAAAAUGCUGAAAGACACGCCUCGAGUUCUGCUGAUGUAAAUAACCUUACGAUCUCUGAAGAAACAGAAGGAAGAAUAAUCCAGCAGACUCAUUCUGAAGAAGAUAUCACAAUCCAGCGCACAGAUUCUCCGCGGAAAACAGCAGCAGGAGGUCAUCAAACCAGAGCGGUUCCUGCUGUUCCUCCCAAACCACAAAACUCCAAACUCACCGCAUUAAAUCUGAGGAAACGCUUCGAGAACAGACUCUCGCAGGAGCUUCUUCAUCAUCAUCAUCAUCAUCACGAAGAGGAGGAUGAAGAAGAGGAGGAGGAGGAGGAGAGGAAGCUGGAGAAAGAGGAGAAACGCUGCGUUAGUUUGUGUUUCGAUGAGGCCGUCGCUCGAGCCACUGUUAAGAGGAGCAGAGAAAACACCGACAGACUCUCGGCAAGCAGGAGAGACGCAAAAACUGACUGAAAUCAGACAAUGAUAAUAUAAUCAAAUGAUCAUAUCGGAUCAAACGUGUAAAAUAUUGAUACGUGUAUACAGAAUGGCAGGCUAUGUGCGCUACUUUCUCAUUUAUAGAUAUAUAAUUUCAUAUAUAGUGACCUAGUGAUGUUUAAUAGAGCAAGAAAGGUUUUUUUAAAUAGUAUUUGCAAUUUUUCUUCGGGAGGGAGGAAAAAAAUCAUCGUUUUUUUUUUACAAAGUCACUAAAAGACACAAGCCAAAAGAAACUAGUUAUUAAAGAUUAUAAUAAUAAUUUAAACAGAGUUUCUGCAGGUUUAAAUGUAAGUUUAAGACUUUAAGACCAUUAUGAAUGAAACUAUUAUCAACACAAUCUCACGGCAAUUCGUAUCUUUUUGAUUUAGUGGCUAUUUCGUAUGAAAUCGUACGAUUUAAUUCGUACAAUUUAGCACGAUUUGCUCAACCCCUAAUGACGGUUGGGUUUAGGGGUGGGGUUAGGUGCCACGCCUCCUUUUUAAAAUCGUACAAUUUCGUACGACUGAACUCCUACGAAUUAGCCACUAAACUGACAAAACGUAAAAUACUUACGUUUUCUCGUGAGAUCAGGCUGGUAUUAUGCAGCAGGGGUUUUCAAACUUUUAGGACACACGCCACAUUAAGUUUGGCCAAUUUACUCGAGUGCACGCCUCAAUGUCUCGUGCCCCCCCAAUAGGUGCUGGCCCAACAGUUUGAAAACCCCUGUUAUACAGGACUAAAGGCUACACUGUAAAACCCAAAAAGUUAAGGUAACUGAAACCAUUUGAGAAAACCGAUUGCAACAAACCAUUUAAGUUCAAAAACUAAUCCUAGUACUGUGAACUUAAUCCAUUUGAGUAAACGAAACAAUUUGAGUAGAGUAAAACCCAAUAAAUGAAGAGAACUCAAACCGUUUGAGGAAACCGACUGCUACAAACCAUUUGAGUUACGAAACUAAUCUAAGUACUUAUUCCAUUUAAGUUGAAGUAAUGAGGUGUUUAAUUAACUCAUUACCUUCAACACUGAGUUCAAAACUCAUUUCAUAUGAGUAGAAUUAACUUUCAGUCAACUUUGAGUGAACGACACUCAUUUCAUUUGAUUAAGUUGACUGCUGGGUUUUACAGUGUAAGGUUUGUUUUUGAAUAUCCCAGUUGGAAAAGAUUUUUAUUUGCCCUAUUAAAUUUGAUACAUUUAAUAAUACAAUAGCAAUCAUUUAGUUUGAAUAUUUGUUAUUAAUCUUCAUAUUUAUUCAUUCACAAACCCUAUAACCCUUAGCAAGAGUAGGACAAAACAUAGCUGUCAAUUGCUUCAUUCAUUCAUUUUCUUUCGACUUAGUCCCUUUAUUUAUCAGGGGUCGCCACAGCGGAAUUAACCGCCAACUAUUCCAGCAUGUUUUAUGCAGCGGAUGCCCUUCCAGCUGCAACAUAGUACUGGGAAACACCCAUACACACUCAUUCACACACACACACACACACACACACACUCAUAUGUUCAUCAAUUCCCCUAUUGCGCAUGUGUUUGGACUGUGGGGGAAACCGGAGCACCCAGAGGAAACCCACGGCAACACGGGGAGAACAUGCAAACUCCACACAGAAACGCCAACUGACCCAGCUGGGGCUUGAACCAGCGACCUUCUUGCUGUGAGGCCACAGUGCUAACCACUGAGCCACCGUGUCACCCUCAAUUACUUCAGUCUACAAUAAUAAUAAUUUAAUAAUAAAAAUAUAGGUAAGAUCAGUAUCCUUAGCAGUAAAUAAAGGCAGAACUCAAGCUAAUGUUACUUUAAGGAAAGUAAUUAAAUGCUAUUUUUAAAUAAAAAGUUAAAAGUUUUAUUAAGUUUGGGGUUGUUGGUGAUUGUAUGGGUGUUAAUGGCCAGAUUGGGAAAAUCGAGUUAAAUUAAACAACAAAAAAAAAACAAGAUUUAAGACCUACAACGCAACAUUUGAGUAGAUUUAAGACUUUUGAGGCCUAAAAAUAAGCUUUUGAGAUUUCAGACAUUUUGAGACUUAAGACACCACAGAUACCCUGUUAAAAUAUGUUAAAAGGCUGGGAAAAUAAACCAACCUUAAACCAACCACUGGUUGUUAGAACAAUAUUUUAAAAUUUGCAGAAAAAAAAAAAACCCAGCUUAAAAUCAUCAAAUAAAAUAACUCGGAUGAUUCUCAAAUGUGUUUUGUGUAUAAUAUAUACACAAUAAGAUGCUGAGCUAUAACCCAACCAUAACCCAGCAGCUGGUUAGCUAUGGGACAGAGCACAAGCUGGAGAAAUAUAUACAUACAUAACUGCAAAUAUUUCGCUAAGCAAAGCAAGGUUUUUUUACAGUAUUUCCUAUUACAUUUUAUGGUCUGGAGAAAUUAAGACAAAGAUGUGAAUGAUUUUUUCACAAUGUCAAUAUUAUUAAACCCACUUAUGUCUUUUUUGGCUAUAGAACAAACCAAUGACUUGCCCAGUUAAUCGUCACUUUAAGCUGAAUACUAGUAUCUUGAAAAUAACUAGUAAAGUAUAUCAUGACAAAGGUAAAAGAGAUGGAUUAAAAAUAUUGUUUAAAAAUGUUUAAACAGUUUUUAUCAAAAACAAAAAUUCUCUGUCAAACAUUAUUUUGCCAAAUAUUUGAAGAAGAAUUACAAUUUCACAGGAGGGUGAAUAAUAUAUUUUUUGAAAAUAGAGACCACUUGAAAAUUCUCAGUUUCUUUUGAUUUAUGAUUUGCGGUUGUGUGUUUGCAUAAAAUAUUGUUUGUUUUUUUACUAUAAUCUACUAGAGGCAUUUCUUCCAAAUUGAAAAUGUAAUUCAGAGCUUUUUAAAAUGCAUUAAUAAUGGAUGAAGUGACUUUUCAGACAGGUUUAUAUACAAUUUUAGGCAACAAAAUGCAAAUAAUUUAACUUCAGAAGAGAUAAGAAAUUAAUACUUGAUAGAAUAACCCAGAUAUUUGAAAGUAUUUAUAAUGAAAAUACUUAUAAAUCUUUCUGGCUGUAAUUUUAUGGGAAAAAAACGUUUUUUUUUUUUCAUGCUCAGAAUAUUGAGCAUGGAAAAAGACCUUAUCAGCCCUUUAUAGAAUAUUUUCCCCCCUGGACCCACACCCAAUAACCUAAAUACAGUAAAUUCAGAGAAGCGGACAAUUUUCAGGUGCUCUCAUUAUUUUCCCUUAUAGCUGUGUAUGAGACGAUAACCGUUUUCAAGGUAUACUGCGGUAUGGAAAAGUCAAGGUUUUAAAACCGACAAAAUUUUCUGCUAUACCAUUCUUACAGUAUAGGGCUGGACUGAUAAACGAUAUUAAAUCGAGUCACGAUAAAAUUUAUGUCAAUAACAAUGAUAAGCAAUGCAGUUUUUACUCUAUAAUAAUCUUUAUAAGAGCCAAUCACACAGCAGAAAUGUGCAACAAUGGGAUUUAAAAAGCGUGUCGAUAUUAGAGAUGUACCGAAUUUUCAGCCCCUGAAAAUUUAUUGGCUGAAAGUAUAUUAUGCAAUUUAAUGGACCCUCUAAUUUAUGUGGCUUCAGUCAUUGUUGGGGUACUCUUUUAAAUCUGGAAGCAUUAACAACUCAUAUCAAAAAAUAUAUCGUAUAUCGUUCAAUAUGGAAAAUUUUUGUCAUAUCGCCUACGAUAUACGUACGAUUUAUUUAUUUACUUUUUUUUUAGGACAACAGUAUCUCCAGCAGAAAAAAUAUCCAAAGAUGUCGUUUUAAAUUGUAAAGAAAUCUGUGUUUUUGAAUUUAAUGAAGACAGCAGAAGUCAAUGAUUUAUUUUCAUUAUUUUAGCCUGACAUGUUUACUGCUCCAAAAUAUCUUAAUUACUUCUCAAAAUAAAAUAUAUUGUGUUCAGAUGGGGAAAGAGUUGUUUUUUUACCCAAAUAUUUAAAAAUAAUUACAUAUUUUAGAGCUGUAAUCACAAUACCACGAAAUCGUGAAACCGUGAUAUAUUUUAUCCAAGGUUAUCAUACCGCCAGAAUCUUAAACCGGCCCAUGCCUAGCUGUGUAUCUUCUUAAAUAUUUUUACUUUGUAGCCCACAACAAAACUCUUACAUUAAAUUGUUGGUUUACAAAUCAGCAAUCACAUAAAUAUUACUUUACAUUUUUAACCAUUUCAUCAUUAUGGGACUGUUCUGAUCAUUAUAUGCUUCAUUAUAUAUGGCAAUUCAAAGAAAUGUAAAAAGCACAACUCAGGAAACAGCAGAUGUACGUAUAAGACAAAUCUGUAUAGACAAAUGUAUUUUAAUCACUGUAUACUUCCAAGACACAUUAUGCAUU
Danio aesculapii is the source of this 8531-nucleotide messenger RNA. It is a transcript of the gene arhgap30, whose product is annotated as rho GTPase-activating protein 30. Bases 104 to 4285 code for a protein of 1393 amino acids. Gene Ontology annotation, molecular function: GTPase activator activity. The record is from RefSeq and is a predicted model, not a curated record. Gene Ontology annotation, biological process: small GTPase-mediated signal transduction. The transcript is spliced from 13 exons. NCBI's taxonomy places the organism in Eukaryota, Metazoa, Chordata, Actinopteri, Cypriniformes, Danionidae.